AUUUUUAGAUGGUUGGUUGGUUUUUAGCAUUCUGGCAGAUAAAAGACAAAUAAAUAAAUGUGUGAAAAAUGAUUCUUUUUGGGGAAAGUUUGAGGUCUGUGUAUGAAUUAUUAUUGGCAGCGGGCAAGCCAGGUCAAAAUGGGGGGGUUUGUGUGUGUGUGUGUGUGUGUGUGUGUGUGUGUGUGAAUGAGUGCUGCAUACAUUUAAACUUGUUUUCAGAAUUCUGACCAUUGCUGAACUUGGAUUUGCGCACACUGACCAAGUUAGUUUAUAUUUUAAAUAGCUCACACGUACAUUAUAAAAAUCCAAUGAUCAUCAAUAAUAAAACAUAUUAAUGUCUAUAAAACUUAUGUACAUAAAAAGAGUAUCUCUCUCUCUCUCUCUCUGUUUGUUUGUCUGUCUGUCUGUCUCUCUCUCUCUCUCUCCCUGUUAUGCAUGCACAGACACACAAUCCGUCAAUCCAUAACAAGAUCCCCAAAUUUUCCUUAAGGUUUUUUUGGGCUUCACAUAUAUACACACCCAUAUACAUACAAACUCUCACAUAUGGCCUUACAGAACUGUGUAUGGUACAUGCACUUUACACACACUCACUUACAAGCUCAGACAGGGCAAGCUGUGUUAGUACGGCACUCAUGUUUCCCGCACACAUCCUGUGGAUAAAUUGAUGUAUGUGUGUGAUAUUACCUUGAGAGGAAAACUGGCCAGAAAGAGAGAUUCAUCGGAAUGUUUAUUUGGGUCCGACCUUAAGUCAAAGACCCUCCCAGAGCCCCAAACUAACCUGGUCCACCUUAUACACACAUACACAUUGCAUAGAUCAAGGUAUGUUUGUCUUUCCUACCCAAACUGUAAUUUUUGUUGCAGGUAUUUCCCCCUCCUCCCCAACAAACUCUUAUAGACACACCUUAUGGAUGGGGGGACGUCUCUAGACCUAUCCUAAGUGUAACUGUCCUUGUGUGUGCCCUGAUAACCUGAGAGUCUCUCACUCUCUGUAAAUCAGUGUGAAGCUGGUUGCCGAGACUGUCAUUAGAAAUCUUGCUAUAUACAGAAUGGCGUUGCUCGGGUUUGUGAUGCUCCUGUGCAUCUUGGGAGCUCAAGCCACGGUGGACCUUCGAAAUGCUGCUGCCAUGGCUGCAGGAUUGUGCAAGACCAAGCCUACUGACCUGGUGUUCAUCAUCGACAGCUCUCGGAGUGUGCGGCCUGCUGAGUUCGAACAGGUCAAGGUGUUCCUCAACAAGAUAAUAGAGGGUCUGGAUGUGGGGCCUGAUGCCACACGUGUGGGUGUUGUGAACUAUGCCAGCAAAGUGAAGAAUGAGGUGUCACUGAAGUCCUACAAGACAAAGCCUGCACUGAUCAAGGCCGUAUCAAAGAUCGAGCCACUCUCCUCUGGCACCAUGACUGGCUUGGCCAUCCAGUUUGCCAUGAAUGUGGCCUUCAGUGAGGCAGAGGGUGCACGUGUCAAAUCCACUGAUAUCAGCAAGGUAGCAAUCAUUGUGACAGAUGGGCGACCACAGGACAAUGUGCGUGACAUUGCAGCAAGGGCACGGGAGUCCGGCAUCGAGAUAUAUGCCAUCGGUGUGGGCCGAGUGGACAUGAACACGCUAAAGCAGAUAGCCAGUGAGCCUCUGGAUGAGCACACAGAUUACGUGGAGAGCUAUGGCUUCAUCGAGAAGCUCACCCAGAAGUUCCAGGAAGCCUUUUGUGUGUCCGACUUGUGCGCAACAGGUGAUCAUGACUGUGAGCACAUUUGUGUCAGCGUACCUGGAUCGUUCAAGUGUGCCUGCCGGGAGGGCUACACACUCAAGGAAGAUGGCCGUUCCUGCAGUGCCUGCAGUGAUGCUGCUACAGAUGUGGUCUUCCUGAUCGAUGGAUCAAAAAGUGUGAGGCCAGAGAACUUUGAGCUGGUGAAGAAGUGGAUCAACCAGAUUGUUGACAGGCUGGAUGUGUCAGACAGAAAUACCCACGUGGGUCUUGUGCAGUACUCUAGUUCUGUCAAGCAGGAGUUUCCUCUCGGAAAGUAUAACAGCAAGAAAGACAUCAAGGAGGCUGUGAAGAAGAUGCCUUACAUGGAGCGUGGAACCAUGACAGGCCAGGCUCUCGGUUACUUGGUGGAAAAAAGUUUCACCAUUGGCUAUGGCGCCAGGCCUGGGGCAGCCAAAGUGGGCAUCGUCUUCACAGACGGCAGGUCACAAGACUACAUUGGAGAUGCGGCAAAGAAGGCUAAGAAUUUUGGCUUCAGGAUGAUUGCUGUAGGAGUCGGAAAUGCAGUUGAGGACGAGUUGAAAGAAAUCGCCUCUGAACCUGAGAACUAUUUCUAUUCUGCUGACUUCAAAGCCAUAAACGAGAUUGGGAAAAAAUUGCAAAUCACCACUUGUCCAGCUGAGGAUCCCUGUGAAUGUCAGUCUCUUAUGAAGUUCCAGAAAAAAGUGGACGAGGCUCUCCAGGCAUUAACAAAGAAAUUGGAGGGAAUAACAAAGAGGAUUGCAGCUCUGGAAAACAAAAUUGUGUGAGAGAUGAGCACUCUACUCCCUGCCAAAGCCUCGUCUCACUAUUUUUACUCACUACUGCUGAGUCACCUCUUGUGAUGCCUGACGUCUCUUCCUGCCUUUUGCUUCAGUUUUCUCACUACAUCUGCUUUAAAUCACUAAAUUUCCCGAAGCUGAAGCACUGAUCAUCAUGGUGUUUUUAUUUAUACAUGAUUUCACUAUUACAGUGAAGAGAUUUGUGCAUGUUAAAUACAGAUACUGAUGGACACAUUAUAUUAUCUUUCAAAAUUAUUAUAAAAAAGUGCACAUGAACAAGUGCUCUUGUUCCAUCAGCUCAUCCGUACGAUGAAAUAUAGUUUGCAUUUUAAAGGCCCCUACCAUCUCUAUGCAGAUUCACUCUUUUACCACAAGCUCUAUUUUUGUCAUUCUAUCUGUCACUCAUCUGUCAGUGAAACUUCUUCUUUCACUUCCACUUGUGCCCAAAAAGAAAGAUAUACUGGAUAUAUGGUAUAUAUAUAUAUAUUAUAUUAAUUUAAUAUACAAUUUGACUUGAAAUACAUACAUGGGUGCUUUUUUCCUUUCUAAAAAAAAAAAAAAACAGGAUAUAUUACUUACACACACACACACACACACGCCACCCCUCACUUAAACACACAUACAAACACACUUGACAAGCAUUUCAAAA
Hemibagrus wyckioides is the source of this 3168-nucleotide messenger RNA. RefSeq names its product matrilin 1 (gene matn1). The transcript is spliced from 8 exons. Lineage: Eukaryota; Metazoa; Chordata; Actinopteri; Siluriformes; Bagridae. The record is from RefSeq and is a predicted model, not a curated record. Gene Ontology annotation, molecular function: calcium ion binding. The coding region runs from base 1047 to 2507 and encodes 486 amino acids.